Messenger RNA from Anneissia japonica, 813 nucleotides. RefSeq names its product charged multivesicular body protein 1a-like. Gene Ontology annotation, cellular component: multivesicular body; ESCRT III complex. The record is from RefSeq and is a predicted model, not a curated record. Gene Ontology annotation, biological process: late endosome to vacuole transport; protein transport; endosome transport via multivesicular body sorting pathway. Lineage: Eukaryota; Metazoa; Echinodermata; Crinoidea; Comatulida; Comatulidae.
AGAGUACCAAGUUCUCUUGGGGGCGCUACAGAAAAAUUACACAAAUUCUAAAAAUAAAUAACAAAUAAUUUCUAAUCUCUGUGUUACAAAAGUAGAAAUUUUACACAACUUAUAAAUAUGCCAGCUAUAGAAGAUACUCUUUUCCAGUUGAAGUUUACUUCCAAGCAAUUGGAAAGAUUUUCAAGAAAAGCUGAAAAGGAGCAAAAAGCUCAACAAGCGAAAGUUAAAAAGGCUAUAGAGCAAAGGAAUAUUGAAGGAGCAAAGAUCUAUGCAGAAAAUGCGAUACGAAAGAAAAAUGAAGGAUUGAAUUACCUACGCAUGGCGUCCAGGGUGGACGCUGUCUCAUCCAGGGUCCAAUCAGCUAUGGCAAUGAAAGAAAUUACAAAGAAUAUGGGAAGUGUAGUGAAAGGACUUGAUAAAGCAAUGGCAUCCAUGGACCUACAAAAGGUGUCUCAAAUUAUGGAGAAGUUUGAAUCACAGUUCGAAGAUCUAGAUGUCCACACACAGGUCUUGGAAGGUUCUCUCGGUAAUGCAACAACUCUAAGCACGCCACAGGAUCAGGUUGAUCAGCUGAUAAAACAAGUGGCGGACGAGAACGGCUUGGACAUAAUCAGUGAUCUUGCAGAAGCACCUGAGGUUAGCGAUACAAUAGCAAGCUCUUCAAGAUCUAUGCAAGAAGAGGAUGUCCUGUCCAGGAGGUUAAGGGCACUCAGAGAAUGAAAAUGGCUCUCAAACAUUAGACAGAGCAGAAAGGUUAAGAUUAUCAGGCACACCAGGUGAAGGAGAAAAUGCACUUGUUUCCAAAUUCAGAUA